Messenger RNA from Prunus armeniaca (apricot), 1629 nucleotides. The record is from the annotation of a GenBank genome assembly. NCBI's taxonomy places the organism in Eukaryota, Viridiplantae, Streptophyta, Magnoliopsida, Rosales, Rosaceae.
AUGGUUGGAAGCAUGAAUACGAGAGGCAAAACCGCCGCAAUGGCUAAAUCCGCGACGGCCCAAAGCCACUCCACCCACGGGCCCGCAAUCAACAUGGUGGCACCACCACCUCUCACCACCGCACCGGCCACCGCCGCCGAACAUGGUGGAACCUCUCAUCAAGGUGGGCUUGUUACCACCGCUGACUUAGGCUCGGUCUUGGAGCAACUUCAAGCGAUCCCUUCAUUGCCUCCACGCUCGACACACGCUCCCGCGCACACCUCCAAUGAAACCCUAGCCCGUGUGCAAUUGGGCUCCACACACUUCUCUCCUCCUGAUCCACGAAGUCAAGCAGACCUUAGUCUGAGAGUUGACCAGCUAGCUCAGAGAAUGGACGACCAAAGCGAUCUGAUGAGGCAACUCCUCCACCAAAUCAGCUUGGCUCAAAACCUUGGCCUUGGACAACUAGGCGAAGAGAGAAGGAUGGACGAACGCACCGGCAGGCAGCUCAACGGGUACCCAGCAGGUCAAGCAGGAGUAGGCAGACAAGGCGAGGGACAACAACUUGAUCGGCCUACCGACAUGUCACAAGCAUCCGCGAGCCCCACUCGGAGCAGAUUAAGUUCGAGGAACAACAUGCGCGAGAGGCUAGGCCCACGACUUGACGUCCACGCCCGCUUGGGACUGCAGGGAAAUGGAGGACAAUUAGACAACCAUCGCAACGAGGAUCGUGAAGAAAGACGCUCAGAUGUCCACUCGCAGACGAACAUUCACGAGAGGCUACGUCCCCAGGGUGGUCAACCGGAUAAUCCUCACAAUGAGGACCACGAGGAAGGACGCUCUGCUGCUCACUCACGAAGAGACGGCUCUCGUCGACAAGCUACGGAGAAUCUCUCGCAAGCACAGUCCACCAACACGCCGCCUAGGCAGCGCAGACGAGAAGGUCGACCCACGCAGACCCAGGAGGAGGUCAGUCAACGUCGCCCGAAUCGCGAAGGUCGCCAACGUGAUCGACCAGCAAUGUGUAUGGAGGACGUUGAGAAGCUUAUGAAUGACCGACUUCGAGAUCUGAAGACUGGUGGGAACCUCGACGAUGCACUACGCAAGGAGAUCGACCAGGCAAACUCCACACCUUUCACUGCCAAAAUCGAGCAAGCUGCUCCCCCGAAGCGAUUCUCCACGCCUUCGUUUAUCCACUUCAAAGGGGACUCCGAUCCCGAGAGCCACCUAAAACACUUCAAAAGUGUCAUGAUCCUCCACAAGGCCGACGACGCGUUGAUGUGCAAGGUAUUCGUAGUGACCUUGCGAGGAGCAGCCCAAGAUUGGUUCCACACCCUGCCAUCUGGGUCGAUCAACAGCUUCAAGGAGUUGGCUUACGUCUUCACCAAAGAGUACACCUCUUACCGGACGAUCAAGAAGAACCCUGACCACCUGUACAACCUGCGCAAGAAGUCCGACGAAUCCCUUCGAGAUUACAUCAAGAGAUUCAAAGCAGAAAAGGCCAACAUUGUAGGAUGUGACGACCGGAUCGCGUCAUCUGCUUUCAAGAAAGGCCUCCCAGCUGAACACGACUUGUACCGCAAGCUGACUAUCACUCUCAGCCAGACUCUGGCAGAGGUCUACGUGACCGCGGAACGCUACGCGCUCUAG